CUCCUCCUUUUCCCAACCCCACAACGUCGCAGGUGAUGUCAGUGGGGUCCUUUCAGCUAUGGGACUCUAGCAAAAACCAAAGCAGUAGGAAUGGCAAAUUCAGAUGAUGCUACUGUGCACCGUCCUACCGAGGGGCAAGAUUCUCAAGAGAGUGAUCAUCCCCGCUUGCCCGAGUUACUGGAUACUGGUUGGAAACUGCUGGAAGAUGUUGAUAGCAGCAUGGAACCACCAUCUUCUCCAGCAUUACAAAACAAAGUGAAGAGGGCCAUAAACAGCUUGGAACAGGCGACUCGAAUGGUGACACAGCUUGACUUGUUCAGCCAAAAUGAAGAACUGGAAGAAAUUGCUACUGUUGACCUGAAAUAUUUGUUACUACCUGCCUUACUGGGAGCACUGGCACUGAAAGGUUCCGAUAUGAGUAAGCGUGAGGCUCAUCUGAAGACUGCUCAUGCCUACUUCCUUGAUUUCUUGAAACGCUGCAAGAACUACAGUAUUAUGCAGUUUGAACUCCCACAAAUGAAAGAUGGAUCCAGUGAAAAUGGAGGGAGCAAUGAUAUUAAGCCACCUACUUCUGGUCAGUCAAGUCUGGUUUCCAUGGCGGCCCAAAGAAGAGCCAAAAUUGAAAGGUACAACCAGAAAAAAGAGACUGAAACUAAGUUGGCAUCACUUAAAGUUGCUGUUGAGAGUGGCCAAGCUGAUGAUGAGGUGGUUCGGGAAUUUUACCUUCUUCAUAUCCGGAAGUGGAUCAACAGCAGCCUUGAUGAGAUUGAAAGUAUAGGCCAAGAACUGGAAAUCUUGAAAUACAGAGGGGCUCUGAAACAGGCUACUGCAAAAUCUCCACCUAAGCAUCCUGCCAGACCUCCAAUGAAGCCUUUUAUCCUCACUCGUGAUGUUGCCCAGGCCAGAGUGUUUGGGGCAGGCUAUCCGAGUAUUCCAACAUUGACUGUUGAUGAAUGGUAUGAAGAACACCAGAAGCAUGGAGUUCUACCUGAUCAAGGAAUAGCAAAGAAAGCUGAAGCAAAUGAGGAAAUUGAGAAAGAAAGGCAGGAAAAAGAGCUGGAAAGUGACGAUGCAGAAAGUUUGCAGAGAGCACGAGAAAUGGAUGAGUGGAAAGACUUUCACCGAAGAGGAUAUGGCAACAGGCAAAACAUGGGCUGAUCUUUCUCCUAUUCCUGCGUUACCUAAAUUGGAUGAUUAGUGCACUUAAUUUGGGUUGUGGUCAUUAUCAGCAUUGUGGAAAAGAAGAAGCUUGUUAAUCUUUCAUUCGUUUUUUUGUAAUUGCUACCACCUAAUGGCUAUACAGUUUUGAUAGCUGUCUUUGUUUGCUGGGUGCCUGUUAGUAUGUGUUAUGAACUGCAGAGAGUUGUACAUUUCUGCUGAUGACUUGGAGUCGGAUGUUUUCACAGCCUUGCCUCAGCCUUUCUUGUUUGAAUCUUGGGAGUACUCAGAAGGCAAUGAGCAUAUUAUAGUUAUCUGAUCUGAAGCAAACAGAAGACAUUAAAUGUUCAUUGUCAUUGCUGAAUUGCACUGCAUCAAAAAUAUAAUUGAUGCAUUUGUGCAUCUCCUCUGUGGUAUCUCUACUUUGUAGUUUGCUAGGUGCACUGUGCUUGACAGCUAGUCAUACCCAUGGACAGUUGAAUUGUACUUCACAGCACCUGGUUUAUAACAGAAAUGAACAGUGUUUUUAUGUAAAUAUGUUGACUGUCAUUCUGUUUAUUUUUGAGUAAGUGGUUAAAAAUAAAUUGUACAGUAUGAACCCUA
Messenger RNA from Protopterus annectens (West African lungfish), 1761 nucleotides. RefSeq names its product immunoglobulin binding protein 1 (gene IGBP1). The coding region runs from base 91 to 1158 and encodes 355 amino acids. Gene Ontology annotation, cellular component: cytosol. The transcript is spliced from 6 exons. NCBI's taxonomy places the organism in Eukaryota, Metazoa, Chordata, Ceratodontiformes, Protopteridae. The record is from RefSeq and is a predicted model, not a curated record. Gene Ontology annotation, molecular function: protein phosphatase 2A binding. Gene Ontology annotation, biological process: regulation of signal transduction; regulation of dephosphorylation.